Molecule: messenger RNA, 162 nt
Organism: Cylicostephanus goldi
Lineage: Eukaryota; Metazoa; Nematoda; Chromadorea; Rhabditida; Strongylidae
Source: the annotation of a GenBank genome assembly
AUGACUGUUGCUGGGAAUAUCAUGGUCGUCGUUGCCGUCUUCACCUACAGGCCCUUGAAGAAGGUCCAAAAUUAUUUUCUAGUCUCUCUUGCUGUUUCCGAUCUUUGUGUGGCAAUAUUUGUGAUGCCACUACACGUCAAACUCUAUGAGGAAAACUUAUAA